Molecule: messenger RNA, 4770 nt
Organism: Asterias rubens (European starfish)
Lineage: Eukaryota; Metazoa; Echinodermata; Asteroidea; Forcipulatida; Asteriidae
Product: RNA-binding protein MEX3B-like
Exons: 2
Coding region: 134-1720 (528 amino acids)
Molecular function (GO): RNA binding
Source: RefSeq, a predicted model, not a curated record
UUAGAACCACACGCACUGUCUUCGCUUCCCGCGUCCGAGACGACACGAAGUAACAACUCCCUGCAAGGAAUACAUGAGAAAACCCGGACUAAGUUUUAUUUUUUAUAUGCACUUUUAGUAGAUAUUUCCUGUCAUGCCCAGCACACUUUUUCCAACCAUGGAGCGGGUACACACCGACGAAAUGGGCUUGGAAAACCAGGAACAGACCUUACAGCAAAUGGCUUUAAAUUUGUCUAUGCUUGGGCUACAGCACGUCCAAAGCGAAGACGAAGGGUCUUCGACGACAUACGACGAUAAUGGCCGAAGGAGCAGUAAUAUGACGGAAUGUGUACCCGUGCCUAGCUCGGAACAUGUAGCUGAAAUAGUAGGAAGACAAGGUUGCAAAAUCAAAGCAUUGAGGGCCAAGACGAACACCUACAUCAAGACGCCGGUUCGUGGCGAGGACCCCAUCUUCGUGGUCACAGGAAGGAAAGAAGACGUCGCUGCUGCCAAGCGAGAGAUUCUCUCCGCUGCCGACCACUUCAGCCAGAUCCGGGCCCGACGAAACAACCAAGUGCACAGCGCUGUGAAUGGUACAACAGCAGUGAAUGGAUCUCUGACCGUCCCCAACCUACCCGGACAAACCACCAUCCACGUCAAAGUGCCAUACCGCGUUGUUGGCCUUGUUGUUGGACCUAAGGGGUCUACGGUGAAGAGAAUUCAGCAGCAGACUAACACAUACAUCAUCACUCCGAGUCGUGACAACCAACCCGUUUUCAUCGUCACGGGAAUGCCCGAGAAUGUGGAGAGAGCCAGGGAGGAGAUUGAAGCGCACAUAGCACUACGCACAGGAGGGCUGAUCGAUUCUAGUACUGACGAGAAUGACUUUGCAACCAACGGCCGCGACACUGGUCUGUUUAGUAACCGCAAUGACAUGACCAUGUACAAGCCUCCAGCCACCACCACUGCUUCUAUCAAUGUUCUGUCCAAUAUUUUCAAUCCCUUGGUUGGAGGUAAGCAGGACAUCCAACGGGCUACCAACGGCGGCAGCAACGACAGCAACUACUUCUUCCCGAACACCAAUGGAAACAGUAAUGGUACUACGAAGCUGAACGAGUUCAACCCCUUGCCAUCGUUCCCUACCAAUGGUUUUUUGUUCAAUGAUUGCCCAUCCCCGGAUCUCGGAAUAGAUUCACCCGGGUUUGACCCACCAGUGCUUCAGACCGCAGUAAGUCAAGGUAAUAAUCCGCAAUCUCUAUGGCAUGAUCUGACACGCUGCAGUUCAUCCCUAAUGCUAGGAUUGAACAACGUGACCACACAGCAUCAGGCACCGCGACGAAGCAGCAGCGUGAGCACAUCGGAUCCCGUGUCCAUCUCGGACACCAAUGCUAAUGAGCAUCCACCUGCGAGGCGCAUUCGCAGCGAUCCUCUUGAAGGGGGACUCGCCGCCUUGCCCUCGUUUGUGCCGUUGUCCAGUGCCAAUGCGUUCCCUUCAAGCAAUUCUGCGGGAAGCCACGGCAGCUCCUGCAGUAGCCCGACCGAUUCGCUGGGGUCGUCCUCUGCCGCUAAAAAGAGCAAGGAGUGUGUGAUGUGCUUCACCCAUGAAGUCGUUGCCGCGUUGGUGCCCUGUGGUCACAAUAUGUUUUGCAUGGACUGCGCAAAUCGCCUUGUGGAGACGGCCGAUGGUGAGUGUCCCGUUUGCCAGACGGUGGUCACCCAAGCGAUUCGCAUCUUCAACUAGCAUUGUACUAGGUAUCUGCAUUAUGGUAGUACUCGCCAUGACUUGUUACAUUCUUAAUAUAAAUGUUAAAUGAAAAUAAAUGUUAUUGGACUAUCAAAAUAUAAAAAAAAGUUCAUCGUCGCAUAUUGUAUAGCAUACAGAUUAUGGCUUAUUGGAAAAUUUUAUUCUUCAAUUUAAAAGAGGAUCUAUUUCGUACAAAGAAAACAAAUAUCUACUGAAUAAAGUUCUUAUUUAAUUUACUGGUGGGGUAAUCAGCUGGGUUUUUACAGAGCUUUAUGUAGCAUGUAUUUAAUGCAAAGAAAAAAGUUAAUGAAAAAGACAGAGUAUUUACUAUUAACUGUAUAGUUUUCAUUUAUUUGUUAUAUACUGAUUAUUAUCUCAGAUGAAUGUAACCCGUAACACUUUCAGUUGGGACGAUUUAAAAAAAUUGAAAUAUAUCAGAUUUUGUCUAUACAUAUAUUUUACCCAGCCAGAUGAACUUUAACCCCCAUUGCAUAAACUUAUUUUAUUGUAAACAAAGAAUCCUUUAGACCCUGUAUGAUAUCGGUGCCCGCUGACUGCUCUCAGUGAUUUGUCGUUUAUAUGCACUUCAAAAAAAAUAUUUGUAUAAAUAGUUGGAAAGUGUCUUGUGAUUUUGUUGCAUGUGUAGUGAGAGUCUUAUUUUUUAAUAUAUUCCAACAGUUCUUUGUACCUGUAUAUGUAGGAGUGUUAUUUGACCAAAUAUUCCAUGUUGUAACAGAAAGUUAACUAUUGUUAUGAAAUGCAAAAAAGAUAUUUUUUAUUUUUCCUGUUGGCCCAUUAUCCUCAUUCGGCCAAGAACGUUACUGAUGUUAUAUAUGCUGAGACUUUGAAAAAAUUAUAAUAUUGUAAUAGUUUAUUUUUUUGGUCGUGGAAAAAAAUUUGAAGUUUAAUUAAGAUGUUGAAAUUUUCAGAUUGUGUGCUGGUUUUUUGUACUUUGGUAAGUCACCAGAAUCGAAAAGCAAUGUUCGUAUACAACUAUUGCAGGUUUUGAUUCCUAAAAAAAAUAUAAAAAAAGAGAAGCACAUUAUUUUUGUAGCCCAUUUAUAUUCAUAGUGAUUAUUUUCACUGCAUUUAUGUUGAUAAAAACUCUUUAUAUUUUAGGAUACCUCUUUGUCUGUGUGCAACAAAACAAUUCUUGGUGUUUUGAGUCGGAGUGAACGCAAAGCGUUUGUUCCUGCUGUUGAAGUCAGUUGAUAAUCAGCUGGCGUUUAUGGUCUGAAUUUUUCUGCAAUUUUUAUUUUUUUAACUGGCUGCCAAAGUUAAACCAUGAAGGUUAAACAAGAAAGUAGAACUCGAGGAAUGAAAGAGUGUUUCAAUAUUCAGGGAUGGCCUGGUAAAUUCGUGUAAACUGAGAUGAAUGCAUGAUCUUUGUCGUCAUGGAAAUUACAGAUUAGACACUCGCAAAUUUAUAGUUUUUGUCAAUUUUUUUCCCAACAUUGAAAAACAUCACAAAUAAAAUUGCAAAACAACAAACUUGAGGAACUAACUUUGCCUAAUCGGCCAAUCUUUGAUUCUAAAUAUUUCUUUCUUCAAUUAUGUUGACGCUAAUUUCCAUGACUUCUUUUUGAUUGCACUUCAACUUAUGUUCAGGUACCCUAUCUUUGGCCAGAAAUGCUUGUCGGAUAUUUUGAGGGAAAUUAAGCCUUUUUUUGUCAUUGAUUUAUGUGCUGCAAGUGUGUUGGGAGUUAAAACAAAGAGAGUAAAACUCAUGAAUUGCUUCUUUUAAAAGAAUUAGGAAAGAAGAAAAAUAUAGAUAAACUGACGGUUAGAAAAGCUUAAUAUAUUUUGUUGGUGUAAAUGCACCUAAAUUGUAGUAGAGAGGAAUACAUGCGCCCUUUGAAAGACUUCAGUGUUUAUUGCGUUAGUUACCGUAUCAUUAAGAUUACUAGUUACAAAAUCCCAGUACUCGGGUGUGUUCGUUCCUGUCAAAAAUACGCCAGGCGUUGUUAUUAAUUAUGCUUCAGUGGUGUGUUGAGAUUCCACAGUUAAAUCAUUCAGUGUUUCAAGGCUUUCUUACUAACUACGAGAUAAUUAAUCACAAAGUUAUUGUUGUUUGAGGUAUAUGUAUUUUUAAAGGAAAACUAUAAUGGUGCAUAUACUAAUUGUACCUUCAGCUUUUCAAAGUGUAUUUUUGUCGCAUGCAGACAUAUAUAAAUUGAGAGUUAUGAUAUUAAAAAAAAACUAAAAAAAAAAAAAACUAGUUUUCUGGCAGCUGUCCAGCCACUCAUGAAAUAAAUUUAAAAUUUACUUUUGCACUAUGCAAGAACACCAACCCACGCCUUUCUGGCUAAACGGAACUAAAGAAAUAAAAGUAUAUAUUUAAGAUGACUGACAGUACGUUGACAAAAGUAGAUUAAUUAUGAUUUUUUUAUAAGAAAACCAACAGUAGAUUGACUCACUUACUGGACGCAAACUUUUUAGUGUUCGCUUGAAGAAGAUAGAAAAAUCACUCAAUAGUUGAAGAGACGAGAACAUUAACCAAAACUAAACUUCCCUGUAUUUGAUAAGAAGUUAAACAAAUCUAGCUUUCUCAGUAUUCAUGUUCAGGUGUUUUUUAAAAACCAGUACUGUAUCCCAAUUUGUCUACAUCUGCUGUGACACGCAUCAGGGCCUCGACUAGUAACGUUAGCUCAAUAAACAAAUUAUGAAAUAUUUUAUUAACUUAAAAAAAGAAAUGUGCACACUUCCAGUAUGUCUUGCACAUUUCAUUAUAAUUUUUUGUAUUUUUGGUAUUAAUUAAAUUUUUGAAGUUUUUAAAAAGAAAGUGUUUUUGAAUUUGCCUAAAUUAUUAUAUUCCAAAAUAAAGUUAUGUUAAUGGAGCAAUAAAGCAAGGUAUUGAGUUGCAAGUAGUGCAGUUUUUCUAUUUUCUAUUUAAAUCAGUCCGUGGUUAUAACCUGUUCAGAGAGUACACUGGUACCUCUUCAAAAAAAAGAAAUGUGUGAUUUGAGGUCAGGUUCAUAAACUGCAAUGGUGAACAACUUGUCUUUAGUAGUUUCCUUCAAUAAAAAAGCUUCCAAGAUGCUAAAGAA